Messenger RNA from Peniophora sp. CBMAI 1063, 687 nucleotides. The record is from the annotation of a GenBank genome assembly. Lineage: Eukaryota; Fungi; Basidiomycota; Agaricomycetes; Russulales; Peniophoraceae.
AUGUCGACGCCCUCGGGCCCGAAGAAUGGCCCGACUAUCUGGGAGGUCGUCUCCUUCCGCGCGACCAAGGACUAUGUCAAUAAUCCGAGCCUCUUCGAGCCGGUCACACGUACGGUCAGCCAGCAUACCUCCCACGGCAUAUACACUGGACUUCAGAUCGAAGAACCCACGAAUCGCGUCACAUCAUUCACGGGAUGGGACUCAAUCGAGCAACACGUUGCUUUUACGAAGACGUCGACCUUCGCGCGACUGACACCGCAUGUCGCCAAUUGUACGACCGAGGAGCCAGAGGUCAGACAUGUAUCCUUCGAAGGCGACGGAGACGAGCUUUUGGCUCUCCGUGCGCCAGUAACUGAACUUGCCUGGAUGACGCCUAAACCUGGAGUCGACGAUACCGAGUUUCAGCAAGCCGUGAAGCUCGGAACAGAGCUCUUCCACAAGGACGAGCGGUGCUUGGGCGCAGCUUGGGGAAUGGUCAUCGAACCGGUGUCAUUGAAGAACAUGGCCGUGUACGUCGCGGGUUGGAACUCCAAGGAGGAGCGUGAGGAGGUUGUCGAAGCUCUCUUCAAGGAGAUGCAUGCUCGCUCUGAAGGCGUUCGGGGCGCCGAUGGCAAGCAAGCCAAGAGCUACGACGAGAUUUCCGAUCUUACGCUUCUGCACCUCAAACUGCGUCCGGGUCGCGACUGA